Molecule: messenger RNA, 3223 nt
Organism: Pecten maximus
Lineage: Eukaryota; Metazoa; Mollusca; Bivalvia; Pectinida; Pectinidae
Exons: 12
Coding region: 11-3223 (1070 amino acids)
Source: RefSeq, a predicted model, not a curated record
UCCAGUUAUUAUGAUGCACGAGCCAAAAUAUCACACCAGAGUAGGAUCCACGGUAUUCUUGGAUUGUUCAGUGAUUCCUGUACCAGAAAGAAUUUUAUGGAAACGAAACAAAAGUCCACCACCAACGGCAAAACUUUUUGAUGACAAUCAUAAAUACUAUUAUGGGACAACAUCGCCUACACUUGUGAUAAAAAACCCGAACAAAACAUAUGAUGAAGCUCACUACCAAUGUACGGCAGAAGCCAAUGGAAAAGUUGCAAGUGGCGAUAUCGUACAACUACAAGUGUCUGAUGAUGAACCAAGGGAGAGUAGUACAACAGAACGUCAUUCACAACAGAGCGGUGAACGAGGAGUCACAAUGAAGAGAGUUUACACUGUAGCCUUGGUGUCAGUCAUUUUUGGAAUUCAAAUGGUGCUGUCUGACUAUGAUUAUGGAUCCUCGUUGUCAGAUCUAACAAGCAAUGGAUGGGCUUUGGUUGUUUGUACGGUGUCAGUUCUAUUAUUUCAAUGGCUCUGGUGUCGUGUCACAGACCUCUGUAGUCAUAACCAAGGUUGCUUGAUGUUGCUUAAAGCUAAAAAUGCUAACAUUGACAUGGAAAGACAAGAGUCGAAACAAGACAUUGAAAGCACAUUUGCAAAAGGAACUCAUCAGGAUGGACGAGUGAAGAAUGUCGAGCUGAAAAAUGGUUCUGUACAAGUAUGUAUAGAUAUCACUGCUGCUAGAAGUCCUUUAGAACCGUCUUCUGUACAUCUCGCUGAAGAGUUUAAACAUUAUCUGCUGGAUGGUGGAACUAUACAACUAACUGACGAAUCACAGACAGUGUUAGAUAUAGACAACGACAGUUUCCAGAUAACACCACAUAAGGCAAGAGAGGAUGAUCUUCCGUAUGUAAACAUCAGCCAUGGCGAGUUCAUUGUUCCCGUCGGGAAAACGGCCAUCAUCCAAUCAUACGUCAUUGCAUCACUGAAGGUUACAUCAAUUCAGUGGUUUAAAAUAGAAGGUGAUGAAGACAUUCCAAUAGAAAUAGAUAACAAAAGAUAUUUCGGAAGCUGCAAUACUUCUCCCACUUUAAUUAUCCGCAAGACAAACAACGACGAUCAGGGACAGUACAUGUGUACAGCUACCAACUGUAAAGGAACAGGUUGGAGCGACGUAUCGGUUCUGUCCAUACAAUCUGGUAAUGCUGCUUCUCUCAGUAAUGACACCAGUGAUGUUAUGGAAGACGUCGGUACUGUCAGAUACGAUGCCGAUGCUGUUGGAAAAGACGAUGAUAAUGUCAGUGGUGAUGCCUGUGCUGUUAGUAAAGGCGAUGAUAAUGUCAGUGGUGAUGCCGGUGCUGUUAGUAAAGGCGAUGAUGUGGUGAAUGAUGAUACUGAUACCACCAAGCUAUUUCGAUCGAAAGAAAGGGGUCCAAACGUGGAUGCUAUGAUAGAAACAACGAAAGUGACAGUCAUUGAUCAAAUGUCAAGACAGGAGGUGAUCUCUACACACGCCUUAGAAAAUGCCAAAAAAAUGGUUAAAAAGAAUGGCAUUGUCCUAAUCAAGGGUGCCUCAGGGGACGGAAAAACUGUGAUGUGUUAUCAGCUGCUGAAGUGGCUUAUGGAUGGUGAAGAUAAGGAUUCUAGACUGUCAAAAGUUCCUUUGCAGCUAUAUAGCAUGACCAAAUGGGACAAGAUUGUUAAACCAAAAUUACAAUUAGCUUUGUUUAUUGAUGAUGUUAAGGGAGAAAUUGUUGAAGAACUGAAAAAGAGGAAACGGUCCAUACAGUCGGGGUGUCGUGGGAAACUCGAUAAUGAAUCAAAUUGUUUGAUUUUAAACGUUCGCCAUGAUGUAUUCAAAAGAACACAAUUAUCUUCGUGUGAAUUAUUCAAUGAAGAAAAUACCAUUGAUUUGAGAGGUCAACACUGCUUGAAUACCACAGAAAAACAGCGUAUUCUAAAAUUGUAUGUCCCUAAAAUCAAUACCUUAUCAGGUGAGAAGAAGGCUGAAAUCGUUACGCAUGCCCCAAAUAUAGGAUUUCCAUUGUGUUGUCGACUUUUUAGAGAUAAACAGAGCUUGCAAGAGGAGGGCGUUAAUUUCUUCAAACAUCCGGUUUUGUUCAUUGAAAAUGUCAUUGAAAAAUUACCAAAGGAGUACUUUUAUGCUCUUCUGUUUCUCUUCCUCAAUGAAGGGAGGUUCAAGAUAAGGAAUUUGGAUCCAAGCAGUGAACAUUUGGACAAGGAAAAGCUAGAUAUAGCUUUCUAUGAAAGUCAACUUCAUCAUAAAGACAAAAUCAGGUCUCUGCGUAGAAGCUUUGAUGAACUGUUAGGCUCUCUAGUUGCAAUAACUGCUGACAACGAUGAUUCGUUUUAUGAAUUUUGUCAUUAUUCUGUCCAGGAGACAGUUGCCAUUUUGUAUGGCAAGGAAACAGAAAAUGGGUUUAUUGGGAAUUGUCCACGAAAGUUCCUCCAUUUGAUCUCUACAUCAAAAUCUACUCCAAACAGAAUAGUUAUAUCAGCUAAUAAUGAACGCAUGUAUGAGCGUCUGGUCAGAGAGUUUGAAAGUUCCUCAGACAGUAGUAUUUCUGAUUAUAUAGUUUCAUUAGAUGUUUGGACAGAUCUUAAGUUUCUACAGGGAUUCAAAGAAUGGUUGAGAGAUCAAAAUGUUGAAAAUCACAAGAUAAACAAUGCUUUGUUGAAUGGAGCGUGCUCUGCUGCUACAGAAGAAUGUGCUUUUUAUCUUCUGUCACAGGGUGUUACACCUGACCAUGUCACACCAUAUUGUGUAGUGGAGGGUGGAAGUGUACAACUACUGGAAAAACUAUUAACGUAUGGCGCCAUUCCUAAAGCGAGGGCAGACAAGUCACGAUCGUCACAUUAUACUAAGGAUAUCAAUGUCCUACACGAGGCGUGUUUGUUUGAGAGAGAAGAGAUGGUGACAAUGCUGUGUGACACUUACCCAGACUUGGUAAAUGAGACUGAUUACUAUGGACACAGCACACUUCAUCUUGUCGCAAUGACAGGAAACUGUGGCAUAUUUCAAAGAGUAGAGAGCUCGAGCGGGUGCCAACAAACUGCUAUUGAGGAAAAUCUUAUGCAAGAAAUAAAAGUUAUGGAAGAGCAAGAACAGGUAAGUGUGGAGGAUUUAGAAAAUAUUCGACUGAGAAAGAUUGAAGGAAGUAUUACUAGAUCAAGAGUUAAGUGGCAGGAAAAAGGAGAAAAACCAACAAGAAGAGAGGUGUAA